AUGGACGCGCGCGCGGUCGAGCGCGCGCUGGGCGGCUUGCGACCGGCGCCGCGACCGUUCCCACCGCGGUGCGAGGACGGACGAGAGCUGUGUAAGCGGUACAUGACGGCGGAGAAGGGAUGCGGGUUGGUGGACUGUCCGCGGGCGCACGUCGCGCGGAACGAACGGCCGGCGUGCCCGGAUCACGCGACGUACGGACACUGCGCGCGAGGACGAGGGUGUUGGUUGCGGCACGAUGUGGUGCCGGAGAGCGCGUUCGGUGCGGGUGGGGUGGUGCUCAUGGCGGACUCGGAGUCGUCGCUGCGGCACUUGGGACGGUGCAGGGAAAUUUUAGGCGCGGACGCGGUGACGGUGGGCGGACGCACGGCGCUCGGAAGGAGAGGUGUCGACGUGCUGUUGAUGAUUUCUAGCGGUGACGCGUGCGGAACGCUGAGACGGCUGUACGAGGCGGAACCGCACGGGAUGGCGAAGACGAGGCGGACGCUCGCGUUUCCGCGAGACGCGCCGCGAGCGAGUUUCGUGGAGGACGACGAAGCGGACGCGGCGAUGGAGCGGUGGAUGGAGACGACGAUGGCGUCCAUGGAGAACGACGUUGGACCGGACGGACGAGCGUACCUUCGCGUGCGAGCGGCGCCGAAGUGGUUGGAGAAGAAAAUCUACGGAGCGCUGGACGCCAUCAUCGAGCGCCGAGGCGAGUCGCUUCGGGUGUCGCCGCCUGGCCGAGGCGUGUCGAGCAGGGAUUGCACGCACUGCCUCGACGCGGUGAGUUUAUAUGGACGCACGUUCACGAGUAUCUGGCGAACGCGCGGGGUUUACGAAGACGCUCGCGGGGAAGAGACACGAUCUGGGUUCCCAGAGCCCGACGCGCCGAAAUUGCCGAAACGCGGUGAUGCCACAAUGGACGACUUAGCGUUCGUCUACCCGCUGCUUCUGCAAGACUUUCGAUCGGACGUUCGCUCUUCUUCAUGCAGAGCUUACUUUAAACUCCACGAGGCGCUCCUUCGCGCGGGGGUUCCCGUGAAGGAUGAUUGGAAUUGCGCGGAUAUCGGCGCCGCGCCUGGCGGAUGGACCCGAACGCUCGGCGAACGCGUGACGUCGGGUGUGGUGUGGGCGAUCGAUCCGGCGGAACUCGUGCUCGAUCCGAUGCCGGUGAACGUGAAGCACUUGCAAGUACUCGCCGAAGAUGCCGUGCAGACGGUUCGUGAGGGUCUUCGCGCGACGAAAACUGGCGAACUUAAUCUCAUUGUGUGCGACGCAAACAUGCACCCAGAGGCGUGCGCGCGAAUCGCACUCGAGUUCGCCGCCAAGUUCGCGUCUUCAAAGGGCGAGUCUUGGUUGAUUCUCUCGACCAAAAACUUUUGCAAGGGGACGCUUAAGUGGUUAAAGGCCAUCGAUGCGACGAUGGAGAUGGUCCGCGACGCGGGAUACGACGAAGUUUUCGUUCGGCAUUUGUUCAGUAAUUGCGCCGAGGAGAAGACGCUCUUCGCGCGUAGGUUAGGGAAACCGUAG
Messenger RNA from Ostreococcus tauri, 1509 nucleotides. Its product is annotated as Ribosomal RNA methyltransferase FtsJ domain. NCBI's taxonomy places the organism in Eukaryota, Viridiplantae, Chlorophyta, Mamiellophyceae, Mamiellales, Bathycoccaceae. The coding region runs from base 1 to 1509 and encodes 502 amino acids. The record is from RefSeq and is a predicted model, not a curated record. Gene Ontology annotation, molecular function: methyltransferase activity; metal ion binding. The transcript has a single exon. Gene Ontology annotation, biological process: methylation.